Periconia digitata is the source of this 1457-nucleotide messenger RNA. The record is from the annotation of a GenBank genome assembly. NCBI's taxonomy places the organism in Eukaryota, Fungi, Ascomycota, Dothideomycetes, Pleosporales, Periconiaceae.
AUCCGUGCUAGGUUUUUUUCUAGAAGACACAUAUUUUUCUUCGAUUUGGGGAUGGGUAGCUACUUGCAUGCAACCAUCGCAACUCGACUGCUAUCCUGGGUGACUCAACCACUGUCGCCACGGCUACAUCAUGUUAUCGCACGACAAAGUCCACCUUGCAACGAUGGAUAUCUCCGCCUUAGAUGGUGGCGAGGCCAUGGAGAUAGACUCCAUCGAAGAACCCCAAGGCUUCCUGCGUCUCCCGCCAGAGGUCCGAAACCUGAUCUACUACUACGCAGACGAGACCGUCCAUUACUACCGCCGCGUACCAAAUGCGUCCCUCAUUCACGGUCCCCUCUUCGACUGGUCAGAAACCGACUUAAUCAACCCCGGCCAUUACCACAGGCGCCCUCGAAAUACGUUUCGCCGGUUCUUCGCGCUGACGCAGGUCUGUCGGAGGACGAGGGCUGAGUAUCGACCGCUGUGGCUCAAGAGUACUGUUAUGACGAUCAGGCCGCGUUUGGUCGACGAUUUGAACAUCUUCAUGCAAGCCUUCUUCCCAUCCCUAACCCCCAACCUCCCCCUCCCCCCACACACACUCCCCGGCCCCAAAAAACUCGACAUAGAAAUGUACGCCUUCCUCCCCACCUCCUCCGAACCCCUCGACCUGCUCCCGCUCCUACAACUCAAGAUCGCAUCGCCCGCUACAUCUAUAGUGCUCCGCGACGUCUUCGGCUACGACUCCGACUCCGACUCCGACCGCUGGGAUUACCGGGAUCUGGAUCUCGUAGCGGAGCUGGGGCGGUUCGUUGGGAGGGAUGUUGAGAGGGGGGUAGUAAAGGAGGUAAAGUGGUGGAUUGAGGGGCCUGUUGUGGAGGAGUGGGAUGAGGUUGUUGAUGUUGUUAGGGUUGGGAGGGGGGUGGGGGAUGUUGUUGAUUUUUUUUAUUUUAGGGCGGAGGGGGAUGAGGAGGAUGAGGAGGAGGAUUACGAAUCUGAAUUUGAUCCGGGAGAGGAAAUGGAGAUGGGUUGAUGGAUGGGUAAAGGAAUGUCUAGGUAUCAAGGGUUGUGUUUUGCUAAUGCUUUGAGUUGUGAAUUAGUAUAUGUAUAUAACGUACGUCUCUUGUCUGCUAACUUCUAAUUUCGCACUCUCUCCCCUCUUCUAUAAAACAUCUUCUAUCCUUCUCACACAUAUCUUUAGUGCUUUUUGUCUCUCCCCCUACCGCGUUAAGAUAAGAUAGAUAAGAAAAUUUAUGUAUUUUUACUGCAUGUUCCUUCUAGUAUGCGCAAAUUGCUCUAUACUUUAGCAAAUCAUCGCAAUGUGCCUCGCACUACCCUGCAGCAACAUAAAAGCGGACGAAAAUUAAGGGGAAAGAAAGCACAUCGCCAUGUCAUUUUGUGUAGUGGUAAGCCCCUUGCGCAUUGUUGCUGAGCAAGGGUAGUAGGCAUGACGAAACCUGCAUGGGAUAGCAGGCCGCGCG